GCUGCGUUUAACAUUCCGAUACGGCGAGGGUUUUUCUCCAUCUUCUUCCUCUUCUACACCUGAGAGAAACCCUAAAACCCUAAUUAUCCAGAAAUCAACUUCCAGAGACAGCAAAUGUCAUAUUCGAGAGCCCUCAAGUACAUUUUCGGGUUAAGAUCCGAUCCAAUUUUCUCUUCGCCGUCAUCCACAAACUCUCUCUACAUCUCCGGUGGUCCUCCGAUUCCGUCUCAGCACCGAUCAAUCACCUCCUCAGCAACGCUUCACGGAUGGAUGGAUUCGAUUAAAGGUGUCUUUACAGGAAACAAGGAUACUCCCGUGGAGCAAUCGAAUCUACCCGUUGAAGACUUCACUCUUCUCCGAUUCGCCGAUGAGCUGAAGAACGCUAAGAGGUUAGGGAAGUUCAAGCAGUACAUUGUGGGUCGAAGCAGCGAGGCCACGUUUGCAGACGCGUUCGAGAAACAAGAAACCAUUAUGAGGUAUCUUGGAGCUCGUGAUGCUACAGGAGAGAAUCUGCAAGCGAGUCAUAAGCAAGAAGCGGCUAAGCAGUGCAACUGCACCAUAGCGGAUGUGGAGAAUACACUGUCCAAGUUUACUUGGGCUAGGCAAGCUCAUAAGAAGAUGACAGAGUUGAAAGAUGGAGGCAAACCGUUACCAAAGAACAUGGGAGAGCUGCAAAAGAUGAUGGGGUCAACCCCCAUGGAUAUGGCUAGAUCGAACUUAGCCAAAAGUGGGCAGAUCAGCCGAAAUGCACUUUGCCCCUGUGGUUCCAAAAAGAGAUAUAAAAGGUGUUGCGGAAAGGAUUGAACAAGCAGAAGUUGAAGUCAAAACAUCCAGAGAUGCAGUUUUAUCCAUCGUCUGUUGUAGUUUGUUUGUUCGAGUAAGCUACGGAAUCUUUUUGGGUUUUCUUUUAGCUCCUUCAUGGCUUCAUUUGUUUGUUAUGGUGUUUCAGCUACAUGAGUUGAGAAAAUAAAAGUACGAUUUGAGCGA
Messenger RNA from Brassica oleracea var. oleracea, 987 nucleotides. RefSeq names its product protein translocase subunit SecA. The coding region runs from base 115 to 804 and encodes 229 amino acids. The record is from RefSeq and is a predicted model, not a curated record. The transcript is spliced from 5 exons. NCBI's taxonomy places the organism in Eukaryota, Viridiplantae, Streptophyta, Magnoliopsida, Brassicales, Brassicaceae.